CGGCCAUUUUGGCUGCGGGUUCGAAGACAAAGCAACCUGGAGACACCGGGCGGCGUCAUCCGGGCACGGUUGCGCAGGAGCAAAGUGCCUGAGGCCGCGCUGUCGCCAUUUCUGAGGAAGGCGCCUUCAGUUCUGGUUCUGGGUACCUUCAGCCGCCACCUCUCCGUUUGUAGCCGCCCUCGUGGGCCCGCGAGGGGCCGGUGCCCGCUCUCCCGGCGUCCUCGGGCACGGAGGGCGGCGCUGGCCUGUCGCCGGGGCUGGCACUGCCCAUGGCGCCGCCUCUGGCCCCGCUGCCCGCGCGGGAGCCAACCGGGGCCGAGCGCGAAGGGAGAAAGCCCGUGGCCGUGAGCUUCGCGGACGUGGCCGUGUACUUCUCCCCGGAGGAGUGGGGGUGUCUGCGGCCCGCGCAGAGGGCGCUGUACCGGGACGUGAUGCGGGAGAACUACGGCCACCUGGGCGCGCUCGGCUUCCGAGGCACCAAGCCAGCCCUCAUCUCCUGGGUGGAGGAAGAGGCCGAACUGUGGGGUCCGGAUGCCCGGGAUCCCGAGGUGGAAGAGUGUCUGAUAGAAGCAGACACAGAUUCCAGAAACAAGGAAGAGAAAGGACAAAGAGAAGGGACUGAGGCACUGGAGAAGAUCCUUUCUGUGGACGCUUGGCCUCCUGGGCUGAAGGGUCUCAAACCCCCUUCUGCUGAGUUCCCCAGUGGUUUAGAGCAGCCAUCCAGGGCGCCUCGCCGGGGUCGCCCCCCACUCUGUGCCCAUCCCCCUGUCCCAAGGGCAGACCAGCGUCAUGGCUGCUACAUGUGUGGGAAGAGUUUUGCCUGGCGCUCCACCCUAGUGGAGCAUCUGUAUACCCACACAGGGGAGAAGCCCUUCUGUUGCCCUGACUGUGGCAAGGGCUUCAGCCAGGCCUCUUCUCUGAGCAAGCACCGGGCCAUCCACCGUGGGGAGCGGCCCCAUUGCUGCCCAGACUGUGGCCGGGCCUUCACUCAGCGCUCUGCCCUCACCACCCACCUCCGAGUACACACAGGCGAGAAGCCCUACCGCUGUGCUGACUGCGGCCGCUGCUUCAGCCAGAGCUCUGCCCUCUACCAGCACCAGCGGGUCCACAGUGGCGAGACCCCCUUCCCCUGCCUGGAUUGUGGCCGUGCCUUUGCCCAUGCCUCAGACCUUCGGCGCCAUGUGCGUACCCAUACAGGCGAGAAGCCUUACCCGUGCCCAGACUGUGGACGCUGCUUCCGACAGAGCUCCGAAAUGGCAGCCCACCGGCGUACCCACAGUGGCGAACGCCCCUACCCCUGUCCUCAGUGUGGCAGGUGCUUCGGCCAGAAGUCAGCCAUGGCCAAGCACCAGUGGGUCCAUAGGCCUGGUGCCAGGGGGCGCAGGGGCCGGGCGGCCAGUGGGUUGCCUGUGCCCCUGGCCCCUGGCCGAGGGGACCUGGACCCACCUGUGGGCUUCCAGCACUACCCAGAGAUAUUCCAGGAGUGUGGGUGAUGGCCUUAAAGAUGACAAGGCAAAGGGUGAAGAUCUAGACAUUGCCUGAGGCCCAAGCUGGGCUCAGGGGCCUGAACCUCUAUGGCGGCUCCAGGGAGGUCACAGAAUUUCUGGCAAGAGCUGGACCUGAGAGAUGAGGACCAUGUUAUCUUAGGCCUUCACCAGCUUGAUCUGUUGACACCUUGCUUCCUACUAUCCCAGAAUCUAGAAGCCCCGUUUACUGAGUUAGGGCUGAGGUAAGAACCCCCGUUAGACCUCCACUGUGGGGAAGAAAAGGCUGUUUCUCAGCUUGGAUGUGUUAAGAGGAUUGUGGUAGAGGAGAACAUUGUUUUACCCAUUGUACUGCAGAAGUUAAAAACUGAUGGCCAUGCACUGAAUCUGGCCUGCAGCAGCCUUAAUUUUUUCAGCCCAGUUAGCGUUAAAAAAUGUUACAAAUUAUUGGUUAAGAUUUAAAAGUUGGGAUAUUUGACACAAAAAUCCAGGUUUCUGGUCUCUUGAAAAAUUCAAAGAUUUGGCAGCUCAACUUGAGCUCACACAAAACUA
Molecule: messenger RNA, 2036 nt
Organism: Ceratotherium simum simum (southern white rhinoceros)
Lineage: Eukaryota; Metazoa; Chordata; Mammalia; Perissodactyla; Rhinocerotidae
Product: zinc finger protein 764
Biological process (GO): regulation of transcription by RNA polymerase II
Cellular component (GO): PcG protein complex; transcription regulator complex; chromatin
Molecular function (GO): DNA-binding transcription factor activity, RNA polymerase II-specific; RNA polymerase II cis-regulatory region sequence-specific DNA binding
Source: RefSeq, a predicted model, not a curated record